Messenger RNA from Zasmidium cellare ATCC 36951, 2016 nucleotides. RefSeq lists its product as uncharacterized. The transcript is spliced from 8 exons. Lineage: Eukaryota; Fungi; Ascomycota; Dothideomycetes; Mycosphaerellales; Mycosphaerellaceae. Gene Ontology annotation, molecular function: serine-type endopeptidase activity; tripeptidyl-peptidase activity. The record is from RefSeq and is a predicted model, not a curated record. Bases 1 to 2016 code for a protein of 671 amino acids. Gene Ontology annotation, biological process: proteolysis.
AUGUGUGAAUGGCUUAAAGCAAACAAGCCUCCCCUUGGUGGAGCUUGGUGUGUCUUGUCUUUCAACGUGCCGACGGAGAGCACACGGCAUGUUUUGCAUGAGAAGAGGUCUACAACGCCUCGCCGCUGGCAACGGGGCGAGAGGGUGCAUCCUGAUGCGAUUCUGCCGGUGAAGAUUGGGUUGACGCAGAGGAAUUUGGAGGAUGGGUAUGGGUUGCUUAUGCAAGUCAGUCAUCCGGCGUCGGAGAGGUAUGGGAGGCAUUGGAGUGCGGAAGAGGUGCAUGAUUUUUUUGCUCCUGCUGAGGAGGCUGCUGAAGAUGUCAAGGCCUGGUUGAUGAGUUCUGGUAUCGAUCCCUCUGGCAUUUUGCACUACGAGAACAAGGGCUGGCUCGCGUUGAACGUAUCUGCUGCCAAAGCGGAGCAGAUGUUCAAGACGGAGUACUUCGAGUACGAGAAGAAAGGCAGCCAAAGCGAAAGCGUCAAGGUUGGCUGUGACGACUACCAUCUCCCCGAGCACAUCGCCAAGCACAUCGACUACAUCACGCCAGGGAUUGCACUCUCAUCGAACAUGAUCAAGUCGCGAGUCAAGAGGGAUUGGCCACAUCAUCGAGGGCCCGACUUUCGACCCCCUGGGCCUCACAAGUGGCAGCCUCCUCAUCAGCCAUGGCAUUUGCCACCUGGUGCUGGCGAUUUGCCUUCGGAACUACAGGGCUGUUCUGCGAAUGUGACGCCGACGUGUUUGAGGGCGCUCUAUGGCAUUCCCGAGGCCACGAAAAGCGACAACGUCAACAGCCUAGGCCUCUACGAGAGCGGCGACACCUACUCCCAGGAAGACCUCAAUCUCUUCUUCCAACACUACGCCUCAAACGUCCCACAAGGCACACAUCCAAUUCUGAACUCAGUCGACGGCGGCCAAGCCCCCGUGGCCCCUGGCAGCGAAUACAACACCGGCGAGUCAGACAUCGACAUGGACAUCGCUUUCUCUCUGGUCUAUCCUCAGACCGUCACGCUGUACCAAGUCGACGACCAGAACAAUGGCCUUGUGGAUGGCUUUAAUAACUUCCUCGAUGCAUUGGAUGGGUCGUAUUGCUCGUACACCGCUUAUGGAAUCACUGGAAACACUUCACCUUAUGAUAGUGUGUAUCCCGACCCUGCACCAGGAGGGUAUAAGGGACCGGUUAUGUGUGGGACGUACAAACCAACACGGGUUAUAAGUGUCAGCUAUGGCGAAGCCGAGUAUGAUUUCCCUUGGAACUACACUAGACGGCAGUGCAAUGAGUAUAUGAAGCUUGGACUGCAGGGCGUCACCAUCAUGUACGCCUCUGGCGACUACGGCGUCGGUAGCUUCCCAGGAGACGACAGUGAUUCUGGAUGCCUCGGAGACGCCCAGAACGUCUUCAACCCUCAAUACCCGACAUGCCCAUAUGUGCUGUCAGUCGGGGCUACGAGACUCUACCCGAACCAGACCGUGAGAGAUAGGGAGUCCGCCAUGCAAGCCUACGAGAUCUCAUCCACCUUCAACAGUGCAGGAGGCUUCUCAAACUACUUCCCCGUCCCCUCCUACCAAAAAUCCGCCAUAUCGACCUACUUCUCCGCCCACGACCCCGGUCUCCCCUCCUACACCUCCGGCCCUCAAGGACAGAACAUCGGCGCCAACGGCGGCGUGUACAACCGUGCCGGCCGCGGUCUGCCAGACGUGUCCGCGAACGGAGCACGCUUCGUGGCGUACAACAACUUGACGCUGGGGCAUUGGUUUGGCACGUCUCUGGCGUCGCCGGAGUGGGCGAGUGUGAUUACGCUGAUCAACCAGGAGCGGACGGCGGCUGGGAAGGGGAGCGUGGGGUUUGUUAAUCCGACGUUAUAUGAGAAUACAUGGGCUUUGAACGAUGUCGUCAAUGGAUCUAAUCCUAAUUGUGGGAGUACCGGGUUCCAGGCUGUGCCUGGUUGGGAUCCGGUUACUGGACUGGGGACGCCGAGUUAUCCGAAGUUGUUGCAGGUGUUUUCGCGACUGCCGUGA